GGCAAGAGAAUGAUUCAACAAAGAAUGAAAUAAAAAUUGAGACAGAGUCCCAGAGUUCAUAUAUGGAAACAGAAGAACUUUUGUCAAACCAAGAAGAUGACACAAUUGUGGAGCAACCGGAAGUGAUUCCACUAACAGAUAACCAAGAAGAAAACGAAGGUGAAGACGCUCAAGGCGAGGACACACCUAUGCCUGUGAAAAGCGAAGGCUCCAGUGACACAGAAAACACUACUGGUCUUGAUGCUGAAAUGAAUAGUCAGGUUGACAGUGUAAAUGACCCAACAGAGAGCCAACAAGAAGAUUAACUAAUAG
Molecule: messenger RNA, 312 nt
Organism: Galeopterus variegatus (Sunda flying lemur)
Lineage: Eukaryota; Metazoa; Chordata; Mammalia; Dermoptera; Cynocephalidae
Product: O-acetyl-ADP-ribose deacetylase MACROD2-like
Exons: 4
Source: RefSeq, a predicted model, not a curated record